ACAGAGCCAAAGGUUUGCAGUAAAGAAUCUCACUGUGAAGAAGAAGAAGAAGAAAGCACAAAAGCUCAGGAGGAGAGAGGUUUAGAGAGAAAUGCUCACUUUGAAUCUCCCCGAUUCGCUUCGUCUUCUUCCAUUUCGAAACCCGAGGCCUCCCAAAUCCGAUUCGUGUGCUUCUCCUUCUUUUUCUUCUUGCUCAUCGUCGAGGAGAUGCGUCUCCUCCGCUUGUCCAAUUUCGAUCGGGUUUAGGGUUCGUGAUCAAUGCUUCUCUAGAUGUUUGAGUCAAUUGCGUCGGAAUGAGUCUAAGCAGCUAGAGUUACGAUGUUUCCGACGAAAUGCCGCUUGUUACAUCGAGAAAGCUGAUUCUGAUGAAGAAAAAGAUAGAAAUCUUGAUGGUUCGGUUGAGCUAUCGAUAGCUCACUCAAGAAGAGAGACUCAGAGAGUUCUUAAGUUCUUGGCGGUAUCGGGUUCAGUCGCAUUACUCGGCAAUGAUCCAGCUUUUGCAGCUUCUUCAAUUGCCAAUGGGACGCAGUCAAUUGUCACUUCUCUUGGAGACCUAGGAGAUAUUAGCUCAGGUUUUGCUUCGGCGUUCUUGCUUAUCUUUUUCUCUGAACUUGGAGACAAGACUUUCUUCAUUGCGGCCCUUUUAGCAGCAAGGAACUCUGCUGCUACUGUAUUUGUGGGGACUUUUGGCGCUCUUGGGAUAAUGACGAUUAUAUCUGUAGUGCUUGGACGAACUUUCCAUUAUGUUGAUGAAAUUCUUCCCUUCAGGUUUGGUGAAACAGAUUUGCCUCUAGAUGAUAUUGCAGCAGUUUGUCUUCUGGUUUACUUCGGUGUAUCAACGUUAUUAGACGCUGCUUCAGAUGAGGGUAAAGCUGAGGAAGAACAGAAAGAAGCAGAACUAGCAGUUUCAGAGCUUUCAGGUAAUGGAGCGGGGAUAGUGGCAGCCGCAAGCACCAUCGUCAGCACUUUCGCCUUGGUUUUUGUUGCGGAAUGGGGUGACAAAUCCUUCUUCUCAACAAUUGCUCUUGCGGCUGCAUCAUCGCCAUUGGGUGUCAUCGCUGGAGCAUUGGUGGGUCAUGGUGCUGCGACUCUACUUGCGGUUUUGGGAGGUUCUUUGCUGGGAAAUUUCUUAUCAGAGAAGGCAAUUGCAUAUGUCGGAGGAGUUCUGUUUCUCGUGUUUGCUGCUGUGACGGUGGCUGAGAUCGUUACGUAAGUAGCGAUAAUAAUAUUUUUAGUUCUCUCAUUUCUUGUAUAAAAAAAAUAUACACUACUAUUUUAAAUUUUUGUUUAUAUAUACUGUUCAUUCAUCACUCUUUCUGCUAACCGAUACUGUGAAUUCGCUGUUUUUGUUUUCAUAUGUUAACAGUGAAAUGAAAUACAAUUUGUUUUUUA
This is a messenger RNA of Capsella rubella, 1392 nucleotides long. RefSeq names its product protein PAM71, chloroplastic. The record is from RefSeq and is a predicted model, not a curated record. Gene Ontology annotation, biological process: Golgi calcium ion transport; calcium ion transmembrane transport; manganese ion transmembrane transport. NCBI's taxonomy places the organism in Eukaryota, Viridiplantae, Streptophyta, Magnoliopsida, Brassicales, Brassicaceae. Gene Ontology annotation, cellular component: chloroplast thylakoid membrane; Golgi apparatus. The transcript has 12 exons. Bases 92 to 1213 code for a protein of 373 amino acids. Gene Ontology annotation, molecular function: calcium ion transmembrane transporter activity; manganese ion transmembrane transporter activity.